Molecule: messenger RNA, 1485 nt
Organism: Nyctereutes procyonoides (raccoon dog)
Lineage: Eukaryota; Metazoa; Chordata; Mammalia; Carnivora; Canidae
Gene: CHRNA6
Product: cholinergic receptor nicotinic alpha 6 subunit
Exons: 6
Coding region: 1-1485 (494 amino acids)
Biological process (GO): nervous system process; regulation of membrane potential; monoatomic ion transmembrane transport
Cellular component (GO): synapse; postsynaptic membrane; neuron projection
Molecular function (GO): transmembrane signaling receptor activity; acetylcholine-gated monoatomic cation-selective channel activity
Source: RefSeq, a predicted model, not a curated record
AUGCUGACCAGCAAGGGCCAGGGAUUCCUUCACUUUGGUCUGUGCCUCUGCUCGUGUAUAUUCAUUCCUUGCUUGAAAGGCUCUGCAGGCUGUGCAUCUGAAGAGAGGCUCUUUCACAAGCUGUUUUCUCAUUAUAACCAGUUCAUCAGGCCUGUAGAAAAUGUUUCUGAUCCCGUCACAGUGCAUUUUGAAGUGGCCAUCACACAACUGGCUAAUGUGGAUGAAGUAAACCAGAUCAUGGAAACCAAUCUGUGGCUACGUCACAUCUGGAAUGACUAUAAAUUGCGCUGGAACCCAAUGGAAUAUGAUGGCAUUGAGACUCUUCGUGUUCCUGCGGAUAGAAUCUGGAAGCCUGACAUUGUCCUCUACAACAAUGCUGUUGGUGACUUUCAAGUGGAAGGCAAGACAAAAGCUCUUCUUAAAUAUGAUGGCAUGAUAAUCUGGACUCCACCGGCUAUUUUCAAGAGUUCCUGUCCUAUGGAUAUCACUUUUUUCCCUUUUGAUCAUCAAAAUUGUUCCCUGAAAUUUGGUUCUUGGACCUAUGACAAAGCUGAAAUUGAUCUUCUAAUCAUUGGAUCUAAAGUAGACAUGAAUGAUUUUUGGGAAAACAGUGAAUGGGAAAUUGUUGAUGCUUCUGGCUACAAACAUGAUAUAAAAUACAACUGUUGUGAGGAGAUAUACACAGAUAUAACCUAUUCUUUUUACAUUAGAAGACUGCCAAUGUUUUAUACCAUUAAUCUCAUCAUCCCUUGUCUCUUUAUUUCAUUUCUAACUGUGCUGGUCUUUUACCUUCCUUCUGAUUGUGGUGAAAAGGUGACACUUUGUAUCUCAGUUUUGCUUUCUCUGACUGUGUUUUUGCUGGUAAUCACAGAAACCAUCCCAUCCACAUCUCUUGUGAUCCCACUGGUGGGUGAGUACCUACUGUUCACCAUGAUUUUUGUCACCCUGUCCAUUGCGGUGACUGUAUUUGUGUUGAACAUACAUUAUCGCACCCCAGCAACACACACUAUGCCCAAGUGGGUGAAGACGGUUUUCCUCCAGCUGUUACCCCAGAUCCUGAUGAUGAGGAGGCCUCUGGACAAGAUGAGGAAGACGAGUUCUGAUAAAAACUCCAAAGGCAUUUCCAGUAGGCCCACCAAAGUCAACUUUGAUAAUUAUAGAGAGACAAAACUUCCUAAAGAAUGCUGCCACUGUCAUAAAUCAGGUGAGCUUGCCACCAGCAAAAGAAGAUUAAGUCAUCAGUCUUUACAAUGGAUGACUGAAAAUUCAGAGCACUGGCCUGAUGUCGAAGAUGUAAUUAAUAGUGUUCAAUUCAUAGCAGAAAACAUGAAGAACCAAAAUGAAACAAAGGAGGUUGAAGAUGACUGGAAGUACGUAGCCAUGGUGGUAGACAGAGUAUUUCUUUGGGUGUUUAUAUUUGUCUGUGUGUUUGGAACUGCAGGGCUAUUUCUACAGCCACUGCUGGGGAACACAGGAAAGUCCUAA